Molecule: messenger RNA, 1357 nt
Organism: Tachysurus fulvidraco (yellow catfish)
Lineage: Eukaryota; Metazoa; Chordata; Actinopteri; Siluriformes; Bagridae
Gene: mtx1b
Product: metaxin 1b
Exons: 8
Coding region: 36-1007 (323 amino acids)
Biological process (GO): mitochondrion organization
Cellular component (GO): SAM complex
Source: RefSeq, a predicted model, not a curated record
GUGCUUCCGGGUGAAAGGAUGCGAGUCAUUCCAAAAUGGCUGCUCCCAUGGAGUUGUACUGUUGGAAAGGCGACUAUGGCUUACCCUCGGUCGAUGUGGAUUGUUUAAUUGUGCUGGCCUAUGCCAAAUUUGCAGGUGCUCCACUGAAAGUUCACAAGAUUACCAACCCAUGGAGAAGCCCGACAGGUACGCUGCCUGCACUGAGGACCAAAGAAGAAAGUAGUUUAUCACAGCCGAGUAAGAUCAUCAUCCAGCUCAGGAAGCAGAAAUAUAACGCAGAUUAUGAUCUCUCGGCUAAAGAGGGCGCAGACACGCUCGCCUUCGUCUCCUUGCUGGAGGAGAAGCUGCUGCCUGCUCUGAUUUACACACAGUGGGUCGAUGCUAAAAACUACGUAGAUGUGACGCGACACUGGUACGCUGAAAACACGGCUUUCCCGCUGAACUUCCUGCUGCCCGGCCGCAUGCACUCGAGGCAGAUGGAGAGGCUGAGGCUGAUCAGAGGAGACGUCGUACUGGAGCCCGAGGAGCAGCUGGAGAAAGAGCUUUACCAGGAUGCUCUGGAGUGCAUGACUCUCCUCUCACAGAGACUCGGCUCACACAAGUUCUUCUUCGGUGACUCCCCGUCCUCACUGGAUGCCUACGUGUUCGGUCACCUCGCUCCACUGCUGAAGAUUAAGCUCCCCAACUGUAAACUCCAGCAGCACCUGAGCUCCUUAGAGAACCUGACGCAGUUCUGCUCCAACAUCCUGCUGCUGUAUUUUCCCUCAGACAGCCGAGAAGCUCAGAGCAGAAAAGCUGCCGUUCACACCGAAGCCGGCGGCGGCGACUUCGACAACGAGCCGCACAAGCGCCGUAACCAGAUCCUGUCCGUGCUGUUUGGCGUGGCGGCCAUGUUGGGUUACGCCGUCCUCAGCGGCAUCCUCACCAUCCAGAGCUCACGGUCGGAGCUGGACGAGCCUCAUCGUGACCACAGAGACGAGGAAGAAGAAGAAGAAGAAGAAGAGUGACUUAAAAAAAUACAUAUAUAGAAAACUGUAUAUUCGGAAUGAAUCUGGAAUCCUGAGCUCAACUAUUAAAGUAUUUCUCAGCUUGUUUGUAAAUUCCUUACAAAAUCUGUUUUAGAAUAAUAAAUAAUGUUUAGCAUUUUGCUUGAGCUGUAGCGAUGACAUCAUCACAGCAGAUCUUUCUGUCUGGUCUCUUGAUCGGAUUCGGAUCUGAUCUGAACUCUAACUUUUUUUUUUUUUUUGGAGCAAAUAUCGAACCUAUUUUUUAGUUCUCGUUAAAUGAAUUUUUUUUUUAUGAUCUGAUGAACAUUUUUUUAAUUUGUUUGUGUCUGAUUAAAUGUUCUGUAUCAAAA